CUGUGGUGACCUUGGUUGGUUCAUCAUCAUGGCGGCUAUUGUCAGGUUGAGUUCUGUGUGUCGCAGAGGAGUCAAACCUCUGUUCUACCAAGGCACUCUGUUGGCCAGGCCGCUGGUUGUACCACACAACUACCAGGAGCAGCCCCACCAGCUGACAGCAAGGAUCCAUGCGUCUCAGGCUCUGAACGCGGGCUCUGGCUCCAAAGCCGCCUCUCUGCACUGGACAGGAGAGCGAGUGGUGAGCAUCCUGCUGCUGGCCCUGGGACCCGCAGCCUAUUUCAGCCCCUGUCCUGUCGUCGACUACUCCCUGGCUGCUGCCCUGACCCUGCAUGGACACUGGGGUAUCGGGCAGAUAUUAACAGACUACGUUCAUGGGGACGCAAAGAUAAAGAUGACCAACGCCGGCCUCUUCGUCCUGUCCACGGUCACCUUCGCCGGUCUCUGCUACUUCAACUACAACGACGUGGGCCUCUGCAAAGCCAUCGCCCUGCUCUGGAGCAAAUGAGUUGACUGUGGAAGCUUGGAGGACCGAGACACCGGGAGAAGAGAAAUCUUGUCCUGGCUGAUUGUAAAAAAUUCAAGGUGUUCUAUGUAAAUUCUUAUAAAUAUAUCAUGUUGACAAUAUAACAGAGAUUCACAGGUGUGUAACUGUAAUUAACGUCGAUCAAUUCAGGCUUGGUCUCUGUGUUAAGUUUUCCGUCAACAACUGGCAUCCAUUUUCUUUUUUUUUGUUCAAUGUGGACUUCUAGCAGCGUUCCCCUGUAGAUUUUCAUCAUAAGCAACAACAUGUCCAACUCUACAAAUAGGAGCUACCAGUUUCCUUGCAUGUAAUCGUUAUAUUUACUGGGUACAUGCAUAAACUGCUACAACUUCAAUUAAGUCUUACACAAAAGUGCUCUGUUCGGGUCUUGUAUGUUGCUCAUUUGUUAAAUGUAUUGUUUCAUUCACAAUGUGUACAUACUACCUUUUGCUCAAACUCAUCAGGGAUAGCAUAGCAGAUCCACGCGCCCUCCACACUAACCCCCCCCACGAGAAAGAUCCACCUACUGUUUCUUUUGUUGCUACACUCUUGCAGAUCUCCAGCUGUUUGUUUUUGUUGAGAGCAGACUGCCUUUGCUUUCAUUAGCUAACUGCUGCCCUAUUGAAGGUUCAUUAAAGAUAGGCAAGAACGGAAGUGCAUCCUUAAAUCAAGCCAAUCCUACAUGUGUAUCACCAGCACAAUGGCUUUAAUGUUUUGGCAGCAUACAAAAGUAUAAUUCACACAUGGUUUCUGCAAUGAACAAAAUAACGUAGCAUUACCGCGCCUGUAACUUCAUUUGUUGAGUCGUACUUCAUGUACAUUAUGGAUUACAAACCCCUUCCACUGUAAGUGAGCAAACGACAAAAUAAAAACAUGUCGAACUUCAAAAUAUUUCAUACAAAUGUAUUGAUUGUAUUUAUUUAUUACCUCUUGGGGGGGGAAAAAGAAAAACCUAAUUUCAGUGUUCCUUCAUCAAUGUGAGAAUAUAAAAUAUCAGAUUCAAUAUGGCUGACUAAUCAAACUCCUUGCAUGCAGUUAUUUAUUCCAGCAAUAAUCUUUUGUACUGCUUGUAUGGGUGUCGCCGGUUGUGUUGACUUUAAAACCGGUUUGAACUUCAAUUGGUUGUCUCAAUGCUCACGCAGUAAAUGUUUCUGAGAGCUUACACGUUUUGUCUUGGUCUGUUUGAUUCUUCCAAAUUGUCCAUUUGUCAUUUCUGUUCAGUUUUUGUUCAACUUUUCAGAUUAUACGCACAAAAUGCGAUGUGGCAAGAAAAAUGCACUGUUCCUGCCUCAGCACAAUAAAGUUUGCUUUACAGAUGUU
Trematomus bernacchii (emerald rockcod) is the source of this 1840-nucleotide messenger RNA. It is a transcript of the gene sdhdb, whose product is annotated as succinate dehydrogenase complex, subunit D, integral membrane protein b. The transcript is spliced from 4 exons. Gene Ontology annotation, cellular component: mitochondrial envelope; membrane. Bases 29 to 505 code for a protein of 158 amino acids. Lineage: Eukaryota; Metazoa; Chordata; Actinopteri; Perciformes; Nototheniidae. Gene Ontology annotation, biological process: mitochondrial electron transport, succinate to ubiquinone; tricarboxylic acid cycle. Gene Ontology annotation, molecular function: ubiquinone binding; heme binding. The record is from RefSeq and is a predicted model, not a curated record.